AUUUUUUCGAACCCCGUCGAAGACCCUGCUUACUGCUUCUUCGUCUAGGGUUACGCGGUUGUCCUUUCCUGUGACUCACAAGCGGAGUGAAGUAUUUCCGAAACCAUCGAAGAACAUAACUCAUCCCCUUGCCGGGAACGGUUCCGUCGAUCCACGUCGAUAACCCUCUCGAAAAACCAUUAUUGAUGGCCAGUGAUGCAUGCUCCUCAAACACGAGACGAGGCAGAGGCGAAGCCGGCGGACAACAGGAACUGAUAGCUGGAUAUGCAAGUUCAAGUUCACUGCAACCUAUGAUUGUAACAGAUGGUGUUGCCCCAAAAUGCUUCUGCGGAAAAUAUGCUAUCUGUUACUUGUCAAAGACAGACAGCAACCCGAAUAGGCUGAUUUUUGGAUGCCCAUUGUUAAAGGUGACAGAAUCACACUGCAAAUUCUUUCUCUGGGUUGAUGACCACAUUGUAAGGGUCAGAGCGAGGGAGGCUACAAGGGGAUCGGGUGAUGGGAAGCAGAAUCAUGUUGAAGAACAUUUGGGAAUGGAUAACCUGAUGGCACAUGUCGAGGAAAGAAUAGUAAACCUAGAGAAGCUGCUGAACAAGAAAAGUAUACAAGCAGAGUUGAGGAAGAAGACUAGAGAAGCAGCUGCAAGAGAGAUGGAGGCUUCAUCAACAAAGUCUAACCAUUAG
Arachis stenosperma is the source of this 680-nucleotide messenger RNA. RefSeq lists its product as uncharacterized. Lineage: Eukaryota; Viridiplantae; Streptophyta; Magnoliopsida; Fabales; Fabaceae. The transcript has 3 exons. Bases 186 to 680 code for a protein of 164 amino acids. Gene Ontology annotation, molecular function: zinc ion binding. The record is from RefSeq and is a predicted model, not a curated record.